AUUCACCUAUUUCCUAUAAUAACAACAUAACAGUACAAUUUUUUGUUUUGUACAAUUGCAAGUGGUUUUCUCUGUCAUUAGGUAUGCACUUGUCUUGAUUGCUAUGUGCAACGUAUGAGAUCUCAUUGGAAGAUAUAUACCUCUAAUAGAAUGUCUUAAGGAUAAAAUCAAGGAAAGGCCUGAUGGCUGUAAUUCUUUCUCGUUUCUCACUAAUUCCGGCAUUCUACCUUACUGCAAAAUAUGGAGACCAAGGUUGGAUGAUACUGUUGACAUCUUUCUUAAAUGGUCACCUUACAGUCUGUGUUAUGACUGAAGCACCCACAGGUUACAAGGGACCUGAGCAGAAUGCACUUGGAAAUCUGCUUGUCACUUUUCUUCUUGCUGGUAUAUUCUCAGGAGUUGUACUUGACUGGCUGUGGCUCAUUGAUAAAGGCUGGUGAUGAUGAUGUAGUGGCUUAAAUAUUUCAAAUUUCUGAGCAUUAAAAAAAGUAUUUCUCAUUUUUGUAGUUUAAAGGGUUAUUUUCAGUAGCUCCUUUUACUUGUAUUCAGGUGAGUAGUUCCUCAAUUGAAUAUACACUGAAAGAUGGUUUUUAAUGGGAUUGAACCAUCAUUCAUACUUCUGUUUCACUUGUAUUUUCUCUUAAACUUUGAAAUCAUA
Asparagus officinalis (garden asparagus) is the source of this 658-nucleotide messenger RNA. Its product is annotated as equilibrative nucleotide transporter 6-like. Gene Ontology annotation, biological process: nucleoside transmembrane transport. The transcript is spliced from 2 exons. The record is from RefSeq and is a predicted model, not a curated record. NCBI's taxonomy places the organism in Eukaryota, Viridiplantae, Streptophyta, Magnoliopsida, Asparagales, Asparagaceae. The coding region runs from base 183 to 440 and encodes 85 amino acids. Gene Ontology annotation, cellular component: plasma membrane. Gene Ontology annotation, molecular function: nucleoside transmembrane transporter activity.